ACUGCCCGCAGCAAGGUGACCUCGGAGCUCUCAAUCGACGGAGUGCGUAUAGUACUCACGGUCCGCUCUCUCUUGUUCUUGCGGGUUGCCUUUCGGAUACCUUCUACGCAUCGCCUCAUGUUCUCACAGUUAUAGCUGUCAUAAUAAUUGCUGGAUUCAUCCGCCUGCCGUUCUCUACACCCAUAUCGCAACGGCCAUCUCGAUAGGACCGACAUCGAAUCCGCCAACAUGGCACCUUCUUUAAGUUUGCGACCGCGUACAGGCGCCAGUGAGCGUCCUCCCACGAGAGACAAUGCCGACCACAGCCUCAUCAUCCCGAGCCGAACAUCAUCGCUUCAUUCGAGGAUCACCCAACCGCUUCCAUCGACUUUGAACGUCAAGCAGGGCGCGAGGAGCCCCAAGACACUGACUCAUGCCUACAUGGUGUGCGGUGUUGGUCGCGAGCCAUCACAAUGGGUGAAGGCGCCUGCGCCCUCUCAGGGCAAGAUUGGCCACAUGAAGGGUGCCGUUGGUACCUUCUGGCUUCCUGAGAUUCUGGGAAGCAGCCCCAGACUGGAGCAAGAUAAUGAGAUCGCGAGGUCUCUUCACGCUGCCAUGCGAGCAUGCUUCCCUCACGAUGUCGAGAUUUGCACUGGCAGGAGCCAGCCGCACUGCGUACACCACUCCUUCGUCCUGCAACAAGAUUCUUCACAUACUCUUUACGGUAUCGCACUGCGCGUCUGGUCUCGCGCUGAUGAGAAGCGCGCUGAGACUAUCCGGGACUUGCGCAAGCGAAUCGAGCCCGACUUCUUCGACAACCCAGAUGAGACAUACUGGAUUCCGUACUGCUUGAGCUUCCUCUCCCGAUACCCCUUGUACAACCUACUCGGCGACUACCUGCGCGGCAUGUGGAUUCACUGGAAUAAGGCUACCAACCUUUUCCAUGCUGAGGAGGUGUCGCGCAUCCUCAGCUUCCCAGCUCCUCGCCUCAACGACCUGGUCCGCAUCGACAUGAAAGACUACGCGCUGUGCUACCAGUUUCCAUCCUCGCCUACCGGAUUCCAAAACUUCGCCAUGUGGCCUCUCUUCACGUGUCUCUCCAUUCCCAACAUUGUGGGUGUGAUAGAGGCUGCUGUAUCGCCCACACGACGAAUCAUCUUCACCAGUCACUACCCCGCGAUGCUCACCAUCGCAGCCGAGACAGUCCGUUUCUGUGUCAGGGUGUACGAGUGGAGCGGUCUGUAUGUACCCGUCGUUCAUGCGCGCCACGUCAAGGAUCUCGUGCAGGAGCCGGGUCCAUACAUUCUGGGUGUAACAUCAGAGUGCCGAUCGCUCUUCACGGCACCCACAGAUGCCCUUGUCGUCGACUUGGACCGGAACUUCGUCCUGACUUCAAGCCCGCCUACCGCUCUUACCGCUGGCCAGAGGACCAAGAUGAUCCAGCGUCUGACUCAGGCUCUCAACGGUGAGGUUUCACCAACCGGAGUUCCACAGCAUCUGCGCUCGGCGUACGGUGGCGGCAAGCUCAUCCCCGCGGGUCAGAUCAUUGUGAUGCGUGGCGAGGUUGAGAGCAUCCAGGACCCCGACUGGUGGAUCCAGGAUGCUGUCAUGUCGGUCAUGGACCACGUGUGUGAGAAAUUGGGCCGCAACACUGGCGUCAAGGCCAUCUUCGGUGGCUCCGUCAAGAAGCCGCUGAUGACCAAGGUGUCAAUGCGCCACCUCAACGAGAUCGUUCGCGAGCGCAAUCAAUACUCCCGUGACGCACAGGAAGCCUGGACAGACUUCAUCAACCUCAAGCAGCGCCUCGACAGCGAGCUUGGCAAGGUUACGAAGCGCAACAACUUCUUGGUCGAGGAGCUUGAGAGCUGGAAGCAGCAGUUCCUCAAGUUCCAGGCUUUCGCUGAGCAGCUCACCAAGGAGACCCAAGAUCUCAAGGUCAAGAUCGAGAACCACAAGCGUGAGAACCGUCGUCUUACAAGCCUUAUCGACCAACAGAAGGAUGAUGCCGCAAGGCUUACCGUCCGUCUGUCUGGUACCGAGAAGCAACGUGACGAUGCUCUCGAAGCGCUUGUACUGCAGCAAGAGAUCGCUGAGGAGCUCGAGCGUGAGAGGAAGAAGAACAAGAAGGAGCUCGGUGCUCUGCAACACACCAACGGUGCCAUCCUCCGCCAGCGCGACGAGGCGCAACGAGUCGUGCUCCACCUUCGUGCUCUCAUCGAGGGCCAGACACAUCACAUGGAGCACAUCGUCAAGUCGCUUAACCAGGACGACAUGUCCAACUACAUGGACGCCGGCUUCGAGGAUGUCCCUGAGGAGGAUGAGGACCAGGACCAGUUCGAGGACGCCGCAUCGCGCACUCAAACCCCCCGUCACUCGAUCAAGGACAAGUCUGAGGUCGGUACUAUCCGCGGCGUAGCUGGUGUUGAGAGCCGCCAGGAGUCAAGAGCCAGCACUGCGCAGGGCAAGCACCUCGACGGUGAGGACGUUACACCCGACAUGGAGCAGCGUCUAUUCAACAACCCCGCACGCAACUCCAAGCGCUUCUCAAAUCAAUCAAUGGUCGACGUCGCCGACCGUGUCCUUCGCGACAAGACCGACGCCAUUGCCUACAUCAUCCGCAACAUCUCAGAGCAGUGCGCCGCAGCUGUUGAGGGUCUUCAGCUCGCCCAGCGUGCCGACACAGAAGAUGGUGACAACCACAGCGACCGCCGCAGCAGCGUCGGUCAGAUGUCAUCGGCCGGAGGCCGCGCGCAAUCGACCAUUGGCAGCGAGUACGGCGACGAGGACAACAUGCUCCGCCCCAACCGGGGUUCAAGCAUCCCCCCAACGCCCGAUCUAAGCCAUCGGUCCAGCACCUCCAUGUCCAUGGCCAGUGCCAGCACAACACCAGACCGGACGAGCCUACAGCACCGAUCGCACGACAUCCCCGUCGUACCAACACGCAUCAUCGAAGACGAUGACGACGUAGACGGUAACAACGAUCUCGACGCUCACAUGGUUCCCGUGUCAAAGUACGCGCAACCACUCCAGCGACCCAACACCGCUGUACGCCACAACAUGCGAUAAGCUAGUAGUCGCCGCGGCUUGCCGCCAUUCUUCCUCUACUUUGUUUUAUCAUUAGCGAUCGAAACGAGAUUAGCAUUGAUGCCCUUUUCCUUACCAUGUUAUCUACCCCCGGCGUUGAACGGCUAGGGACCUUAUUUUCUUGUUUUGCACUUCGUUACUCUCCUUGAGAACACCCCCUUGUCCGACGACCCCCCUUUGUACUUUGGGUCAUUCCUUAUGUUUCAAUGAGAAGAGUUGUCGUCGUUGUGGAUCAUACCCGAACAAAGAUGGAUGGAUGGAAGCAACUCCAGUAUGUGGGUAUCAAGCCUAAGGAUAAGUAGUGGGAGAAAAACGCUUUCUGGGGGAUUGUAUUCUCCAAGGUGGCUGUUCUUCUUCUAUUGCGCUAGGCAGAUGGGCAGAUGGCUCUUGUGUAUGUCUGCUUGUAAUUUGUUGUUUUGUUAGGAUAAUACCACUUUCUCCUUAUGUUCCGAAUUACAUAUGAUCUACCUA
Molecule: messenger RNA, 3534 nt
Organism: Alternaria rosae
Lineage: Eukaryota; Fungi; Ascomycota; Dothideomycetes; Pleosporales; Pleosporaceae
Product: AEX-3 domain-containing protein
Exons: 3
Coding region: 229-3045 (938 amino acids)
Biological process (GO): regulation of Rab protein signal transduction
Cellular component (GO): cytoplasmic vesicle
Source: RefSeq, a predicted model, not a curated record